This is a messenger RNA of Vicia villosa (hairy vetch), 1475 nucleotides long. RefSeq names its product ethylene-responsive transcription factor ERF110-like. Gene Ontology annotation, molecular function: DNA-binding transcription factor activity; DNA binding. Gene Ontology annotation, biological process: ethylene-activated signaling pathway; regulation of DNA-templated transcription. The record is from RefSeq and is a predicted model, not a curated record. Lineage: Eukaryota; Viridiplantae; Streptophyta; Magnoliopsida; Fabales; Fabaceae. The transcript has 2 exons. Bases 108 to 1148 code for a protein of 346 amino acids.
UCUAAUGAAGUUGGCGAUUCGACUUCUUCAAUCAUCUAUAUAUUUUUGCAUGCAAAACAAAAAUCAAGGUAACAUAUAUCAUAAACAUAACAUAUAGUAUAUAUUACAUGUGUUUGUUUAAGGUGGCGAAUCCAAGAGAUAAUAAAGUUAUUAAAAGGGAACUCAAUGAUCCCACAUUGUCGUCAAGUGAAAUGGUAUUUCCUUUUCCUGGGAUGAAUAGAGAUAGAGAAAUGUCGGCUAUGAUCUCUGCUUUGACUCAUAUUGUUUCUGGAGAUGUUCCAAAUCAAAGCACUGCAGUUGAACUUGAACCAAAUAUCAAGAUGUCUACUUCUACUAAUUCUUCAUCUAGUUAUGGUACUAGUUCUUCUCUCAAAAGAACUAGAGAAGAUGAUAGAUACCUCGGAGAUCAAUCGACACAGACACCAGACACAACACUCGUUCUACCAACAAAUACAGAAAGUUCGAGAAAUAGGACAGCGACAGCGACAACAAGAGUGACAAGAGAAAUGGGAAAUGCUGUGUAUGAAUAUAGAAGAACAGAGAAUGUGGUAAGAGAAGGAGAAGAGAAAAGAAAGUACAGAGGAGUAAGACAGAGACCAUGGGGAAAAUGGGCUGCGGAGAUAAGAGAUCCAUUCAAAGCAGCAAGAGUAUGGUUAGGAACAUUUGAAACCGCUGAAGCAGCUGCUAGAGCAUAUGAUGAAGCUGCUCUUCGUUUUAGAGGAAACAAAGCAAAACUGAAUUUUCCUGAGAAUGUUACUCUUCGUCAUCCUCCUCCAACAACGUCGAAUCAAUGGAAUAUUUCGAAUAUGCCGAGUUCGGUUGUUUCUAUUACAACUUCUACGGACCCGGUUGUUCAUACUCGACCUUUUCUUUCUUCUUCUUCUCAGCCUUCAACGAACUUUUAUGAUCCUUUUCAGUUUUCGGGUAUUCUUGGUAGGAAUGUUUAUGAUGAUAAUGUGGUUAUGAGUUCUACUAUGGCUUCUCAUCUUCAAUCUUCUUCGUCGGUGUUGUCACCAGCUUCUUCUUUGGCAUCUUCCUCUUCUGCAUUUCCUUCUUCUAUGCAGACCAAUGCUUCAGCUUCCUCGUAUUAUUCUACACAGUUUCCACCAUGGUCUGCCUCGGAUCAUAACUCUUCUUCCUCUAGAUGAACCAUUUCCUAUCAAUCAUAAACACCAGACAUAUGACUGACACCAAACCUAGAUGAAUCGUUUUCUAUCGAUCAUAAACACAAACACAGAUGUAGACACAUGACAGACACCAGAUACAGAUACAAACACAUCAACAUACAGACACAUGACAACGACCGAACAUUGACACAUCGACAUACAUGAUACACAUAAUACAAUGUAAAAUGAUGAGAGUAUUGUGGCACAGCUGAGGAUCUAAACACAAGUUUGCUAGUUUAUUACUUUUUUUUUAUACAGUUAUAUUGUUAAUAAUCCAUUCAUAAUUCAUGACAUCUUUUAUGGUGAUAA